This is a messenger RNA of Cephus cinctus (wheat stem sawfly), 2401 nucleotides long. RefSeq names its product phenoloxidase 1 (gene PPO). Lineage: Eukaryota; Metazoa; Arthropoda; Insecta; Hymenoptera; Cephidae. The record is from RefSeq and is a predicted model, not a curated record. The transcript is spliced from 8 exons. Bases 97 to 2181 code for a protein of 694 amino acids. Gene Ontology annotation, molecular function: oxidoreductase activity.
UCUCGUCUCAACCAUAACGUUGUUAUUCGUCGAGGCGAGCUGAGAACCUUCAUUUUAAUCGUGAAACGCAUUUUUGUGUUUUAACUUUUUUUCAAAAUGGCGAGCAACAAUACCGGUGUUUUAUACCUGUUCGAUCGACCCGCGGAGCCGGUAUACGUUCCAAAGGGCGAUAACAAGGUUGCUUUUGAUAUACCGGCUAACUAUCUGCCCGAUAGGUAUCGGUCAGUAGCCACUGAGGUAUUGAACAGAUUCGGCGAAGAUACACAAUCGAAAAUUCCUGUGAAGGAGAUCAGUCUUCCGGAUCUCAGCAUCCCUUUGCAACUUGGUAGACGAGAUCCAUUCUCCCUUUUCAUACCGGCGCAUCGUAAAGUAGCGGCAAGGCUUAUCGAUAUCUUCAUGGGGAUGAGAACGUACGAGGACUUUUUAUCCGUUGCUGUAUACUGUCGGGAUCGUCUGAAUCCAAAUAUGUUCAUAUACGCCUUGUCGGUCGCCAUAUUGCAUCGACCUGACACAAAGAAUUUGCCAGUUCCGCCACUCAGUGAAGUAUUUCCGGAUAAGUACGUGGACAGUGGAAUUUUCGCGAGGGCUAAAGAGGAGGCUAACGUCGUUCCCGAAGGAGCACGUCAACCCAUAGAGAUUCCAAGGGACUACACAGCAUCCGAUCUAGACGAGGAGCACAGAGUGGCUUACUGGAGGGAGGAUAUUGGUAUUAAUCUCCAUCAUUGGCAUUGGCAUUUGGUUUAUCCAUUCGAAGCUGACGUCAGCAUUGUCAAUAAGGACAGAAGAGGGGAAUUGUUCUAUUACAUGCAUCAGCAAAUAAUAGCCAGAUACAAUUGCGAACGUUUGGCCAAUCACUUGAGCCGUGUCAAGCGUUUCAUCAAUUGGCGCGAAUCGAUUCCCGAGGGAUAUUUUCCAAAACUCGAUUCCCUCGUAGCCAGCAGGACUUGGCCGGCGAGACCGAGUGGCUCAUACCUUCACGACAUAAACAGACCCGUGGAUACAUUGAGAUUUGAUAUUCAAGACCUCGAGAGAUGGCGCGAUCGAAUUUACGAAGCUAUACAUACCGGAUACGUCAUGAACAAUAGAGGUGAACGAGUUCAGCUUACUGAAAAGGACGGAAUCGAUAUUCUUGGGAACAUCAUGGAGGCCAGUAUACUCACACCAAGCUCCAACCUUUACGGCGAUCUUCAUAACCUGGGUCACGUAGCCAUAUCGUACUGCCACGAUCCGGAUCAUCGAUAUUUGGAAUCAUUCAGCAUCAUGGGCGAUUCUGCUACGGCAAUGCGCGAUCCGAUAUUCUACAGAUGGCAUGCCUUCGUCGAUGACGUCUUCCAGGAGCAUAAGAACACUCUUCCUGCGUAUACUGUUGAGCAACUAAAUUUCCCUGGAGUCGCGAUAACUGGCGUUCAGUUGGUCACGCCAAAUCAGCCGGCUAACACAUUGAACACCUACUGGAGUCAGAGUGACGUUGAUCUGUCACGAGGACUGGACUUCACUCCACGUGGUGCGGUGCUGGCGAGAUUUACUCAUCUGAAUCAUUCAGGCUUCAGUUACAGGAUCAGCGUGAACAAUAGCAAUUCUAGCGCGCUAAUGGGAACAAUGAGGAUAUUUAUAGCGCCUAAGCAGGACGAGCGUGGACUUCCGUUCACGUUCCGAGAUCAGAGACUCCUUAUGAUAGAAAUGGAUAAGUUCACAGUGACUUUGAAUCCUGGAAGUAAUAACGUUGAUAGAAAAUCCACGGACUCCUCCGUGACUAUUCCCUUCGAGAGGACUUUUCGUAAUCUCGAGGACAGCCGACCAGUCGGUGGGGAUGCACUGGAGCAAUUUAAUUUGUGUGGAUGCGGAUGGCCGCAGCAUAUGCUGGCUCCAAAAGGAAGCAAGGAAGGAUUCCCUAUGGAUCUUUUUGUUAUGAUCUCGGAUUAUCGUGGUGACGUGGUUCAGCAAAAUGAGCCGGUGGGAUGCACGGAUGCUGCAAGCUUCUGCGGUUUGAGGGAUCGCAAGUAUCCCGAUAUCAGAUCAAUGGGAUUCCCAUUCGACCGAAGACCACGAGGCAAUGUCGAUACUCUGGCGCAAUUCCUUACAGGAAAUAUGGCCGUCACGGAUAUUAGUGUUCGAUUCACGGAUUCCAUCGUACCCAAAAGUCGUUCCGGUGGUUUUAGUAACUCCUUGAUUCUGUCUUAAAGAUUUUACAAAGUUACGUGAUCUCAGGUGUAAUUCGUUGAGAUCUAUAGAAUUAAUUAUACGAUAUAUAGUCAUUAAGGUAUUUGGCCGAUUUAUCUACAACCGUGCUUGUCCAAUGGAUAUUGAUUAUUGAUUUAACGUACUUUAUUUAUGCGUUAUUGAAAAAGAUGUGUAAUUCUAGAUAAAUUUAAUUAAAUAUAAAAUACAUAAGUAACGAGCA